AACACCAUGUCCCCUUCAAUAUGCAUACAGCAACUUAACCUGCAGCUCAAGCAAAUCUCACUAGCUAACUAUACAAACCCUGCAAAUACAGAGAGAAAUUAAGAUUGUGAUCAGCUACUAACCACUAUAUUUGUAUGGGAGGAAGAGGGAAGAAGAAGUCGGUGCUGGCCUCGCUGUUCGGGUUCAAGAGCGGCGGCGAGAGGCGGCGGCAGCAGCAGCAGGAGGAGAUGGCGACGGCUGCGGCGGCCGGAAGGAAGCAGCAGCAGAGGUCGUACUACUGCCCGGAGCGGAGGAGGAGGGUGUGGCCGAGCGACGAGGACAACGACAACUACUACGCCGAGCGUGACAUCGACCGGAGGGCCUCCGAGUUCAUCGACAAGGUGCAUCGCGGGAUGCUGAUCGCCGGCGGCGAGCAAGAUGGCUAGUCGAUCGAUCUAUAAGUAUCUUUAUUGCUCUUGACUGGAGAGAGAGAGAGAGUUGCAGCUAGCUAGAAUAUACUCGCUCCGUUCUGAAAUAUAGUAUAACUUAGAAUUGGAUGGAACAUCACCUAGUCCAAUAAAUCUGGAUAUGACCCUAUAUUGAUACAUUGAAUUAGGUGAUGUUUCAUCGAUUUCUAAAUUGCUAUAUUUUAGAACUAGUAAGUAGUUCUGCAUGGUGGCAUUAGUUGUUGAAAUGGAUUGACUGCUUAUGCGUGUCUUAGUUGAAUUGCUCAAUUAAUUUGGUACGUUCAAAUACCAAUUAUUUGCCAAUAUAUGUAAAUAUUUUGUACUCUCUCCUUUUUAAAAUAUGAGGAGUUUUAAUUGGAUAAGAUAUAUUCUAGUGCUAUGAAUCUGGAUAGACAGAUUUAUAGUAGGGUGUGUCUCAUCAAACCAAAACUUAUUAUAUUUUAGAACGGAGGAGUAGUAUUUUUGUGUGUUGUGUGUGAGAGAAAUAAUGAUAUGUACAGUGAGCACGCAUAUCCUUCAAUUCGUGUAAUCAUGUAUAUGUCUGUAGUCUUCGUAUUUAUGCACCAUUUUUUUUUGUUA
This is a messenger RNA of Oryza sativa Japonica Group (Japanese rice), 1025 nucleotides long. RefSeq lists its product as uncharacterized. The record is from RefSeq and is a predicted model, not a curated record. NCBI's taxonomy places the organism in Eukaryota, Viridiplantae, Streptophyta, Magnoliopsida, Poales, Poaceae.